Messenger RNA from Hyposmocoma kahamanoa, 1601 nucleotides. Its product is annotated as membrane-bound alkaline phosphatase-like. Lineage: Eukaryota; Metazoa; Arthropoda; Insecta; Lepidoptera; Cosmopterigidae. Gene Ontology annotation, biological process: dephosphorylation. The record is from RefSeq and is a predicted model, not a curated record. The coding region runs from base 1 to 1401 and encodes 466 amino acids. The transcript is spliced from 7 exons. Gene Ontology annotation, molecular function: alkaline phosphatase activity.
AUGUACUAUUUACCAUUGCUUUUCAAGCUGCACGCAGAACUGAACAAGAGAGUGGCAAAGAACCUCAUCCUGUUCCUCGGUGACGGCAUGAGCAUCACGACACUCGCUGCGACCAGAUCUUAUCUCGGCCAGAAAUAUGGCCAUUACGGGGAAGAAAUCAAGCUGAGUUUCGAAGUUUUUCCUUUUACCGGAUUGGCUAAGACAUACUGCGUAAACAGCAAUGUAGCCGAUUCAGCCUGCAGCGGCACAGCAUAUCUCUCGGGUGUAAAGGCGAACAUCGGGACUGUGGGCCUCAGUGCGGCUGUUCAACAUGGAGACUGUAAGAGCCAGAAGGACGGCCUGCAUUCUGUCACAGGACUUAUGGACUGGGCUCAAAAAGCAGCUAAGGCCACUGGUUUAGUAACAACAACGAGAGUAACUCAUGCGACGCCCGCAGCUGCGUACGCACACUCGGCAGACCGGAAAUGGGAAGCCGAUGUCGAUUUAAAGGAUACUCAGUGCGACGAUAUUGCCAAGCAGUUGGUGAGAGGGCGCGUUGGUAGCAAUAUUGAUAUCGUUCUUGGUGGUGGUAGAAACAACUUUCUACCUACAAAAUACAAAGACGAUCAAGGCUAUGCUGGUCGUAGAAAAGACGGCGCAAAUCUCAUCGAAGAAUGGAUCAAAGCAAAGAAUUCUUUAAAAAAAUCCCCACUUUUUGUCUACAACAAAAAACAAUUAUUAGAAAUUGAUGACAAAAAAUACAAUAGUGUACUAGGACUAUUUUCAGCCGAUCACAUGCCGUAUCAUUUGGACUCCCCUGAUGAUUAUCCUACGUUAACCGAAAUGACGACCAAAGCAAUAAAGAUGCUGUCGUCGAAUGACAACGGAUUCUUUUUGUUCGUUGAAGGAGGUAAAAUAGAUAUGGCCCAUCACGAGACUAAAGCUAGAAAAGCAUUAGAUGAGACAGCUGAGUUUGCAAAGGCAGUAGAAGCCGCUUUAAAAAUGGUAGAUCCACUUAACACUCUGAUUGUAGUUACAUCAGAUCACAGUCAUACUAUGACGUAUAGUGGCUAUAAUAAGCGGGGAUCAGAUAUACUUGGAUUAUCCAGGAGUAAUGGAACAGAUAAACUGCCGUACACAACUCUGAGCUACGCGAACGGACCUGGUUAUAAGAUACCUAACAAUUCUCAAAGACAUAACCUUCUUCUGGAUAAUUUAAAACAUGUAAACUACACGUAUCCUUCUCUCGUGCCGUUAUAUCGUGAGACUCAUGGAGGAGAAGACGUGGCUGUUUUCGCAAAGGGACCAUGGUCGCACCUGUUCUCUGGCAACUAUGAACAGAAUUUCAUUCCCCAUGCUAUUGCGUAUGCUGCGUGUAUAGGACCUGGGUUGACCUUAUGUAAUUCGGACUUUACAACUUGAAAUGUGGAAUGAAAACUAAUCAUUUACAUUACUAUAACAAGUAGUGUAAUUACAAUGAAGUAAUCUCCAUGAACGUUUGUUGUAUUGUUAUAAAUACAUUCGCAUUAAAUUACAUGGAACUAGUGGGAAUAAAUAUGAUAUUUAAGGGCUACAAUAGUUUCACGUCGAACUGAGUACCUGGAAUCCUGGGAAUAAAGGAA